CGUGUCGGAUGUCAGUCCACAUGGACCCCGGCCCUGGCAACGUAACGCUAUCCCUCUGGCAACGGCGGCCUGCAGCCCUCAGUGGCCAAGGUAACUUCACCAAGUCUACACAAAAUGCCGAUCUUCUCAGACCCCAGCACACAGUACAGAUGACAACAUGAAAGGCAUUGACGUGUCCGAAUACAACUUAGAGGACCUGCUAUCCUAUGAUGACCUGUUCCUGGACUAUUUCAAUGCCUUCCUGCAACUCCCGGCUUUCCCACUACCACUGAGAUACAACCGUCUGACCGCUACCUUUGAGGAGGCGGAGGGUUCCCGUAGCACGGUCACCGGUACCCUGUGUGGAACACCUCCCCCCAUCUGGGGCGCCACAGACGAGGAAAGGGAAAAUGUCUUAGACUGGGCCAAGAAGGAGAGACUACCACUGUUUCUCAGAUCGAGACAUUUCAGGGAGUACAAGUUGUGCAAGCUGCUCCUGAGACGUCUGGACAACAACCGGCAGUCGCUGAGCCGUCAGAGCAGCCGCGGGAUCCGCGGGUACAGCCAGCCAACCAGCAGCCUCGGAACCAGCUCCAGUCUCACCACCACCACAUCCACCGAGGAGGAUGAUGAUGAUGAUGCAGAGGAAGUGGAUGACAGAGGACAUCAUGCCCAACAGCCAGCAGAGAGUUUUGGCAGCUCUAUGGGCUGGCCGGAGAUCAGUAGUGCAAUCUUCAGGUACGCUCGACCUGGGAGCAGGGCCAUCAGCCUACCAGCCAGCAUAUUUGGACAAGCGUACUCAAUGUAUGGCAGUGAGGAGGACGGAGUAACGACCUUGAGCCAGCCCAUGUCCUCCAUCAAGAUGGAGGGGGGAGGGGGGCAGGCAGACAGCAGCAGCCAAAGCUCCAGUCAGCGCAGGAGGGCCACAGCGGGGGACAAGAGGGAUUACGUCAACAAAUAUCCCAACAUGCCCCCAGCUGAAACUCUAGCAGGCCUUGGGCAGAUCAGUGACUCUGGACUGGGAACGACGACCAUUCAGAGUGACUCGCGCACGCACAUAACAACCAGGGAGGGUCUGACCACGAGAGAUGGCAUUUCCAGCAUGGAAGAGUCAGUCAGUCCUGAAAAGGCAGCAGUGUCUAGUCCCAGCAAAGCUCCAGGUGUUCCUGUAGUCCCAGAAGGUGCAAUACCAGAGACAGUGGGUCCCAUGCCCACUCCACAGACCUACAUUGUUACGGGUCAGGACCAGAGACAGGAGGAAGUGAAGAGUGUGGACACUCUGACUCAAGACCAGGAUGACCAGGACAGGACACAGGUGCAACUGCCGCUGGACAGCUUUGCUUACCUGUCACCUGACUAUGAUAGGUUUUACACACCCAACAACAGGACGACAUCAGCCCCAGCUGGCUCCUCGGCCUCACCCUUCAACCUGGCAGACGCCCUGGAGUACUUCCAGAUGUACUAUGACUCUGACGACGAAAGAAGAGAUGGGGAGGAGUACUUAACUUUUGAAGAUGAUGCUGCAAGUGAUGAGAGGACAGAAGAGGAUGUCCGCACCUUGGAGGGAAGAAUACAAACAACUUUGCAUCAGCUCAAGGAGGUUGUCUUGGGGAAGUUGUCUGGGAUGGAGUCUUUCCAUGACUUCCUGUCUGACACGGCAGGAAUCCACCUCUUCAACUUCUGGCUGGACUGUGAGGAGUUUAAGGACAGCAUGGCUGCUGCAGAAGAGACAGAACAGACCAAAACUCUCAGGGCUAGGCUUUUCAGGGAUAUUCAGGACAAGUACAAGUUCAACCUGACACCGGAUGCACAGCAUCAGAUCCGUGUUGCUCAGGAGAACGAGGGCGUGAGCUACACGGUGUUCACCCGUACGCAGUACGACGUGCUACGGAGACUGCGCUCGUACUGGGUACCAAGGUACCUGGUGCACCGGUCUCUCAGUCAGCCACAGGACCAUAGGUUUAAGAAAGCUGCGCCGAUGCUAGUGCGAGAAACCACCGGCCUCUCCUUCCUCCCUUCCAUCACGUUCUCGGCAUCGCUUCCCGUACGCGGUGACGAACUAGCGGAGCUCGCGCACAGCCACAACUGGGAGGUGGUGGCGCAGGGUGGGAGGAGGCUGGACGCGAAGUACGGUCAGGAGAAGAGGAGUAGCGUGGAUGAGAAGGCCCUGGAGGAGAGGGUGCUGGCAGGGCUGGGGGCUGACAGGUCUGCGGGCGGACCCUUCACAAGGUUUCUUGAAAAGUAA
Messenger RNA from Branchiostoma belcheri (Belcher's lancelet), 2224 nucleotides. RefSeq lists its product as uncharacterized. Gene Ontology annotation, biological process: regulation of signal transduction. Gene Ontology annotation, molecular function: G-protein alpha-subunit binding. The coding region runs from base 158 to 2224 and encodes 688 amino acids. The record is from RefSeq and is a predicted model, not a curated record. The transcript is spliced from 14 exons. Lineage: Eukaryota; Metazoa; Chordata; Leptocardii; Amphioxiformes; Branchiostomatidae.